GCGUAUGUUAUAAAUAACAGCCGCUGCACAUGUCUCCCGACUGUCUUUUAAAAAUGUUCGCUCUGCAAUGUAUCGUUUGGUGGGGACUCCCAGUGCUCGUCAUAGCUGUUGUCAUCAAGGCUGCUCCUUGGUUCAUCUGGGGACGCAGAUACUUGCAGCUGGGGUCCAAGAUACCUGGUCCUCCUGCCAUACCACUUUUGGGCAACCUGCUGCAAGGACUACCUCGCAGGAACGACGCCCUGGACUACUUCACGGAACUGCUUGACUGCUACGGUCCUGUGUGCAAGGGGUGGAUUGGACCGCACCUGGCUGUCGGACUUUCGGAUCCAAAGGAUGCUGCAGUGAUAUUGAGCAGCAGCAAAACUUUGUCAAGAACAUUUAUAUACAAGCCUGUCACCUUGAUUUUCGGCAACUCUUUGAUUUCUUCGGAAAACAAAGCGUGGAAGAAAUUCCGUAGGCUUAUGGAACCAGCCUUCGUUCAACAGAUUGUCAACUCUUAUGUCAGCAUAUUCCAAGAGAAGAGCCGAUCUAUGGCUGACGCGAUGGAGAAAUUUUCCGACGGAGAUUCAUUUGACGUCCUGAACUACACGAUGAAUUGCACGCUAGAAAUGCUCUCCGAGACAAGCUUAGGCGUACCGACAAACCUACAAGUCGCAACCAACAAACAUCACAGUGUUGUAAUAAACUUCCUAAAACUAGGCAAAAUUUUGACUUUUUUGAUAACAGCGCCGUGGUUUUGGUUCAAAUACACCCUUAAAUUAUCCACAUUUUAUCAUGAAAUUUGUCAGUUAGUUCAACCAAUACGAAAUUUUGUUGACCUAUUAAUUAAAGAAAAAAUUUCUUCACAUAUUAAUGCAAAGGGAAAAUGUAUUAUAAGUGAUGUAAGCGAUAUAUCAUGUACCAACACGCCGAAUUCACGGCUGGGAUUCAUGGACCACAUGGUAUCGACUAUGAUAAACAAACCAGGAAUCUUCACUGAAGAGGAACUGCAGGACGAGACGAUGUUUCUUAUCGCAGCUGGCACAGAAACAACAGCCUACACAGUAGCGACCGCACUGAUGCUGCUGGGGUUACAUCAAGAUGUGCAGAGGAAAGUCGUGAAAGAGCAGGAAGAUAUAUUCGGUGAAGAUACAAAUCGAUCUGUCACUGAAAGGGAUCUGAAGGAGAUGGUGUACUUGGAGCAGGUGAUCAAGGAAACAAUGAGGCUAUACCCUCCAGUGCCAAUUGUUGGAAGGUGGGUGGACGAAGAUGUUCGUAUUAAGAACUACACUAUACCAGCUGGAACAACGGUUAUGAUUCCUAUUUAUCGAAUACAUAGAGAACCGUCUUACUACCCAGAUCCAAUCAAAUUCGAUCCCGAAAGGUUCAACAAAGAAAACAGUUCCAGUCGCCCUAAUUGUUCGUUUAUUCCAUUCUCUUCUGGACGUAAGAUGUGUUUGGGCAAGAAAUACGCGUACAUAGCGAUGAAGACUAUGUUGUCGGUAGUGCUUAGAAGAUACCAAGUGCUCGAAUAUGGUUCUCGAAAUGACAUGGAAUGUUAUAAAUUUGAAUUGUUUCUAAAGCUAGUUAAUGGCUACAACAUUAAGCUUAAGUCCAGGAUGUUGAAAACAAAGUGAUUUAACCAGGUUGUUGUGUCUGUGUGUCCUUAAAAUACAGGACGUCCCAUCAUCUCAACAUUAAGCCGAGAAUUUUUUAUAGGCCAGUCAAUUUCUGUUUUGAAUAAAAAAAAUAAAAGUGUUGUUUUCUGUUUAUAGACAUUUCUCAAAAGAUUAAAAAUCUAAAUCAUUCACCAAAAUUAUUAGUUACUGUGACUAAAAAUACGCAAUUAAAAAUAGCACAAUCAUUGAUAACUCUUCAAAAUAAGAUUAAAUAUGCUAUACUUUUAGGGGGGAAUUAUUUCGAAGACUUAUGCGGCAAACUUUUUUAAUCGGAUAAAUUUGACUUGUCAUACUAUAAAAAAAAUACUUUACUAACUUAGCAAGUUAUUUGAAAAUAUAGCUAGUCAAAGUUAACCAACUAAAAAUUCUUGCCGCAUAAGUUGUGAAAAGAAUAUUUCCCCCCAAAAGUAUAAUAAUUUUGAAUUUAUUUUGAGGUGUUAUAAAUAGUAGUGUUAUUUAUUAUUGCGUAGCAAAAAAUUUUAUUCAUUGUAUCUAAACAUUUGGGGCAAGGUGGGAAUUUUAAAACUUUUGAAAGAUGCCUAUAGCCCGUAAACUACGACUCUUUUUGGACUUUGGUUUUGAUAUUCAAAACCGUAAUUUACUGGCCUAUCAACUGUUCUUUGCUUGACGUUGAGCUGUGGGACAGCCUGUAUACAGGAAGGACAAGUUUAAGUGUAUGUAAAUAUAAAACCUCUUCUGCAUUAGCAAUGAAGCCUAAAAUUUUUAGUGUUUAUAAACAGAGGUGAUAAAUAUGGUGUAUGACAAUAUCAUUUUUAAUUAUAAACCGUUUUUGAUUAACUGGCAUGUGUAUAUUUAUUAACUUAAAGUAGGUAUUAAUGCAUUCGAAAUCUGUUACUUAGUUACAUAUAGAAGAAUAUCAAUGGACUAUUCUAAAAAAAAAGUAUUUUUUUUGGCAGAUAAUAAAUUAGGUUACUUUCACUAUGAAGAGCAAGGACUAAUAUAUUUUUGGUAAUAUGUAUAUUAUUAGUUUACAGAAAUUUAAAAAAUUGUAUUAAGCACUGUAUUAAUUAAUUAUUCAAAAAAUCCUAUUAAAAUGUUUGCUAGUAUUUAUAUUAAACUUCAAAAAUUAUCAAAAAAAAUUUUGUGGGUGCGUGUACUCAAGAACGAAAGUAAGAAGUUAUACUUAUAUGGUGUUUUUGCAUGCAAAAAAAUGAAUAGAAAUAAAGUAAUAAAAAAUG
Bacillus rossius redtenbacheri is the source of this 2857-nucleotide messenger RNA. Its product is annotated as cytochrome P450 4C1-like. The record is from RefSeq and is a predicted model, not a curated record. The coding region runs from base 30 to 1616 and encodes 528 amino acids. The transcript has a single exon. Gene Ontology annotation, molecular function: monooxygenase activity; heme binding; iron ion binding. Lineage: Eukaryota; Metazoa; Arthropoda; Insecta; Phasmatodea; Bacillidae.